This is a messenger RNA of Trichoplusia ni (cabbage looper), 1185 nucleotides long. RefSeq lists its product as uncharacterized. NCBI's taxonomy places the organism in Eukaryota, Metazoa, Arthropoda, Insecta, Lepidoptera, Noctuidae. The annotation marks the transcript as partial. The transcript has 3 exons. The record is from RefSeq and is a predicted model, not a curated record.
AUGAUUAUGCAGAAACUGUGGAAGACCGGCCUCGACUGGGAUGAGCCUGUCAAUGGUGUCUUGCUAUUAGAAUGGAAGCGAUAUCGAGAGAAUUUAGCACACAUCAAAGGCCUGAGCAUACCACGUUGGCUACACUACAGUAAUGCAUCAAGUAUUGAGUUGCACGUCUUCGCUGACGCAUCACAAGUCGCAUAUGGAGCAGUCGUGUACUUGCGAGUCGUAGAUAGAGAUCAAGUAUACGUCAAUCUAAUAACAUCCAAAACAAAGGUGGCGCCAAUCGAAAAACAAGUCUCAAUUCCUAGAUUGGAAAUUUGCGGUGCAGCAUUGGCGGCUAAACUGAUUUUAGAAACAUCACAAGUGCUGUGUGUGCCUGAUAACAAGUUAUUUGCAUGGACAGAUUCUACCAUUGUACUUGCUUGGUUGAAGGGUGGACCAAGCAUGUGGAACACCUUCGUAAGCAACCGGGUAUCAGACAUACUAAACACUGUAGAUUACGAACACUGGGGACACGUAUCUACUGACAUAAACCCUGCUGACUGUGCAUCACGGGGCUUACAAGGUUCAGAAUUGCUGAAUCAUUCACUAUGGUGGAAUGGACCAGCAUGGCUGUCUGACCUAAAUAUGAACACCUGUGUUCCUAAUUACGAAGAUACGCAUGAAGAAGAACGCACGAGAUCUUUAACUGCUUUAUACAAUACUGAACAAGAAUUCAUUUGGACAAAAUAUUCAAGUUUAUCACAAAUGUUAAGGGUUCAAGCCAUUGAAUUUAAUGAGGAUAUUAAACAGUUAAAGUCUCAUGGUUACGUGUUAAAAAGGAGUAAGCUUCGCAAUCUUUGUCCCUUUGUAGACAACAAUGGAAUUCUAAGAGUUGGCGGGCGUAUUCAGAAAUCAGAAAUGGCCUACGAUACACAACAUCAACCACAUUUGUCUACUGAAACAGCUAUCCUCUGCCUCAAGCAUACCGUUCAAUACUAUACAAGUAGGAAAACACCCGUGUAUGCAUGCUUCCUGGACCUCUCCAAGGCCUUCGACCUGGUGUCUUAUGACUGCCUGUGGAGGAGACUAUCACAGAAUACCGACCUUCCGAAAGACAUAAUUGAUAUAUUGAAGUACUGGUAUAAUAACCAGUACAAUUAUGUUAAAUCGGCGGGCGUCCUAUCGGAUGCAUACAGGUUGGAAUGCGGG